Molecule: messenger RNA, 648 nt
Organism: Diachasma alloeum
Lineage: Eukaryota; Metazoa; Arthropoda; Insecta; Hymenoptera; Braconidae
Exons: 2
Coding region: 1-648 (215 amino acids)
Source: RefSeq, a predicted model, not a curated record
AUGAACAGCUCAGAAAAAUCAUCUUUAAAAGUAACGACGCAAACGGCUAAUCAACAAUUACUAGAACUCCUGAAGAAAUUUUGGGUCCAGGAGGAAUUACCGAAUACAAUAUCACCAUCAGUUUUAAGCAAAGCUAAAGCAGAAUGCGAGCAGCAUUUCAUCGAAACUCAUCAGAGAGAUUCAACAGGGCGUUAUAUAGCGCGGUUUCCAUUCAAAUCAUCACCAGCCGCACUGGGGGAUACAGCAUCGUCGGCUAGGAUCAGGCUAGAGAAAACCAUCAGGCGAUCAUCAGCAGAUCCAGACGCUCAUACUCUCUACAAGAAAUUCAUCGAGGAGUAUGAGGUCUUGGACCACAUGCAGCGAGCACCACCAGCACCGGAACAAAGGCAGACAUACUAUCUGCCUCAUCACGGAGUACUGAGGCCAGACAGCACCACCACAAAAUUGAGAGUGGUGUUUGACGCAUCUCAUCGAAGCUCAUCAGGAGUGUCAUUGAAUGACAUACUUCAUCCAGGACCGAAACUACAAAUUGACAGCUCUGAUGUACUCAUCUGGCUGCGUCGACAUCGUUUGGCAGACAUACUAUCUGCCUCAUCACGGAGUACUGAGGCCAGACAGCACCACCACAAAAUUGAGAGUGGUGUUUGA